Messenger RNA from Rotaria socialis, 2526 nucleotides. The record is from the annotation of a GenBank genome assembly. NCBI's taxonomy places the organism in Eukaryota, Metazoa, Rotifera, Eurotatoria, Philodinida, Philodinidae.
AUGUUGUUCCCUAAAAUAGGAUCCGAAUUUGAAUUCGAUGUACCAGAAACAACAUCAAAUCCUGUUUUACGUCCAUCGCUGUCCGCCCCUUUUAUUGGUACACACCAACAAGCAUGGCCAUCAAAUAGUGCUCGAUCUCUCGGAAGGGAAUCUUAUCAAUCAUCUGUCGAAGAUUUGAGUUUAAUCAAUAAAUUUGUUUCAAGUUUUCGAAUAUCAUUUCAUCAAUCUAAUAUACUUAAACAAUUAAAACAAAGAUGUAGUAAUAAUAAUAAUAAUAAUCAGAAUACAGAACAGCCACAAUUGAUCUGCGAAGAGCGACAAGAAAAUGCUAUAUUUAAAAUCUUUCUAAAACGUCUGCGAAAAAAACCACCAACAUCUAUUGGAUCAUCUUCUGAUUUCAAUAGAUUGCUUGAUGAUCACGAUGAACAGAAUGAAUUAAACAAAAAUGAUCAAUCGACACUUCUGUAUUCAACAAUCAAAAUCUAUCAAUUAAAAGCUGGUACGUUGGAAAAAAUUGUCGAGUGUUUGACUAAUAAAUAUGGUGAUUUGGAUACAACACAUAUGCUUAUUUUAUUUGCAACUUAUCGCAUCUAUACCAAUACUAGAAUAUUGAUCGAUACAAUUUUGUCUCGUUAUCAAGCCGUUUUGCCUGCUUCGCUUGAUAUGACGGAAGAUGUUCGACAAAAAACUCUCAAGAGUCUUUCUAUGGCAUUAAUUUGUUUAUUAACAGCAUAUAAAGAAGACUUCAAUGAACCACCAUAUUAUACAAUAUUAAACCAUCUUCUUCAACAAAUAACUGAUAGAGAUGUACACAAUCAAUGUCAAAGUUUAUUGAAUCGAUUUUUAACAGAAGAAAAUACUUCUAAAUCAACUCCAACUAUGUUUACAUUAACACACGAUAUCGAUAAUAAUAACAAUUCAAAGAAUCUCUUUACUGAUAAUAUUUAUAAUCAAAAAGGACUUGAACAUAGUAUACCAAAGAACCUUCUUGAAAUGUCACAUGUUAUGAUUGCCGAACAAUUGACAAUCGUUGAUGCGGAACUAUUAAAAUGUGUUCUACCUCAUGAAUAUUUAACUAUGCAAGGAAAUAGCAAUAAACGACGAGGAUUAAACCCUAUGAAUGUAUCAUCAACUGUUGAUAAAACAAUUGAACAAUUCAAUGCUGUUGUUAAUCGAGUCAUAGCAACUAUAUUAACAGAAUUAAAUGAACUAACGCGUGUUCGUCUCAUUGAAAAAUGGAUUGAUGUUGCAUAUGAAUGUCGACAAUUAAAAAAUUUUUCUUCCUUAACCGCUAUUCUAACUGGUCUUCUAUCUGGAUCUGUAUAUCGUUUGACUAAAACUUGGUCUCAAAUUAAUAUACAACAUCGUACGGUACUAAAUGGACUAAAAAAUAUUUUUGGUAGCUGUGCCGAUCGAAAACAAGCACGAGAUAUUCUUGAUAAGGAAGGAACAGCAAAAUAUGUUGAUGCCACAGCAGCAAUGAAUGCAACGAUAAGUAAAAAGCUUCGCUCAAAAAAAUCUCGCAAUCAAAAACAAAUGAUGAUUGGUACAGUUCCGUAUCUCGGAUUAUAUUCAAAUGACUUAACUUAUAUCGACUCUGCACAUAAUAAUUAUAUAAACAGCAAUGAAAACGAUAAAUCGUCACAAAAAUUGAUAAAUUUUGAAAAAAAUCGUAAACAAUUUGAAAUAUUGGCUAAAAUUAAAUUGUUUCAAUCAGCUGCGAAUGCUUACACAACACUUCAACCGUUACCUGAUUUUAAACAUUGGUUUGAUAAUAUUCAAAUAUUUACUGUUGCUGAAAGCUGGGAUCUUUCGUAUCGAAUCGAACCCAAACCAAUGGAUAAUACUGAUAAAAAACAAAAAUUACAGGAUGAUCCUUCGCCCAACUCUCGUGCCAGACCAGUUAAAGCAUUUCCAUCCGAAGUCUCACUCGACGUAUUUAUGACACGCAAUAAUCCAGCAAGAGAAAGCAAACCAGUGUUUGGCGGUUCAUUACGUUCAUCGCCAUCAUUGAAUUCAUAUGAUAAAAUCAGUUUAACAUCAAAUCAUUCUUUUCCACAUCGUCAACAAUCAAUAUGUAGUCUGACCAACAAGAAAACACAUUCACGUUCAUCAUCGGCAUCAAGUUUUCUAACAAAAGAUAGUUUAAGUCAAGGUUAUAUAUCUGCUCAAGCUUCGCCAGUAAAUAGUCCUGCUAAUUGUACUUUUAAUCCUGUAGAAAACGAUACACUUAUUGCUAAAGUACGAUUGAUUGGUAGAGAUAAUCUACUAUAUAAAAAAGUUCGAAUCGGAAAUAAUGAACGUGCAUCUAAUGUAUUAAAGACUAUUCUUGAUAAGUUUUGUAUUGAUCCAACAACACAUGAAGACUAUUGUAUUGAACAACAAUUGCCGACUCGAAGACUACUUUUAUUGGAUCAUUAUAAUGUAUUUUAUGCACUUGUUCGUCAAUCAGAUGAUGAACAAGUUGAAUUAAUUGUACGGAAAAAGGUUCGACAAGAACGUGAACAAACAAAGAAUUAUUCUUAG